AUGGCUUCGUCGUCAACGUGGGCACAGUACGUGAUCACUUGUGAACUUUGUGAAAAUCCUACUCAACUAUUCUGUAACGACUGCCAAGUCAGUUUAUGUGGGGGCUGUAUUUAUAAACAUGUAGAUAAUCUGAAGUCUCAAACACAUGACAUGGUUUCUUUCACGGACAGGGAGGAACGGCUAGUGUUCCCAUUAUGUGCCUCACAUCCAAAACAAAGAUGUGAGGGACAAUGCCAACAGUGUAAUGUCCCUGUCUGCUUCAAAUGUCUCACAGCUUAUCACAGCGGCCAUACUGUCGUGGACAUGGCAGAUAUUAUAAAACAGAGCAAAGAAAUAAUCGAGAAAGAAACGGGGGAAAUUGAAACUUUUAUGUCAAAAUUUAACCUAGGUGAAGCAAAAAUGGAUCAAAGGAUAUCCAAGCUGUUAGAACAAUUUGAAAAUUUGGAGAGAGAGGGAGAAAAUCUGAGAAAAACCUGGCACGAAGAAGUGGACAACAUUUUCAACACGCUACAAUCAACCAUUAGGACAAUGAAAGAUAACAGACUCAAAGCUCUCAAAUCGCACCAGUCCUUGCUCAAGAAUUCAGGAACAAAAUUAGCACUUAUAAUGAAAGAAAACAAGAAUAUCCUGAAAUCGAAUAAAGUAACUGAUGUUACAAGUUACAAAUCACAAGUGAAGGAAUUCAUGGAGAUUCAUACAGAUGUUGAUGUAACGAUUCCUUCCUUGAAAAGCCAAACAGUCAAGGGGAGCGAUCUUAGCCUAGAGUUAGCAGAAUACAAGGCUACAUUGAGACAGACAUCUUUAUCCAAUCUGACCGAUGAAGAGUCUUUUUUAUUUGUAAAACAAAUAUUGGAAAAUGUUGAAGUGAUUGCUAGCAUUCCAUCUGAAAUGAAACCGUUAGGUUCAGUUAUCUGUGUUGAAACCAAUGAAGCUUGGGUUUGUAGUUCAGAUAAAACCCUUAAACGUAUUGACAUACAUGGGUCGGUAAAGGACAUGAUCACUGCAGCAUGUGAAACUUUUCCUAAUGACAUUUCAGUGACCAGAGAGGGAGAACUUAUAUACAGUGAUGCCAACAGCAGAACAGUAAACAUUUUCAGACAGGGGAGGAUAGAGACACUGUUCACUUUACCUGAGGGAUGGCAUGCAUGGGGACUGUGUUGUACCAGAUCAGGAGACAUACUAGUCAGUAUGUGUACUCGAGAUCAAAGUCAUUACAAAAUUGUCCGCUUUCAGGGACAGACGGCAACACAAGAAAUCUAUAAAGAUGAACAUGAACAACAAAUUUUUAGAGGCGGGAAAAUAGGAGUUAAUGUGGGGGAGAAUAAUAAUGAGGAUAUUUGUGCCUCUGAUAGCGACGCCAACACAGUGAUAGUGGUCGAUAAGACAGGAAGAGUCCGAUUCCGAUAUGACGGUACACCAGCCAGGAGGAAUAGACAAUUCCAACCUAUGCACAUUGUGACAGACGCUCUGAGUCAGAUCAUUAUAAAUGAUAUUAAUAAUGACUGUCUUCAUAUCUUAGAUCAGAACGGACAGCUUUUAAAAUGUGUUGACAACUGUAGUCUUGAGAGACCCUGUGGACUGAGUGUGGAUAGUGAAGGAAGGUUAUGGGUAGGGUCAUACUAUACAGGUAUUGUAAAAGUCAUCCAGUAUAUGGAAUAA
This is a messenger RNA of Saccostrea echinata, 1659 nucleotides long. Its product is annotated as E3 ubiquitin-protein ligase TRIM71-like. Gene Ontology annotation, biological process: positive regulation of DNA-templated transcription. The transcript has a single exon. The coding region runs from base 1 to 1659 and encodes 552 amino acids. Gene Ontology annotation, molecular function: ubiquitin-protein transferase activity; zinc ion binding. NCBI's taxonomy places the organism in Eukaryota, Metazoa, Mollusca, Bivalvia, Ostreida, Ostreidae. Gene Ontology annotation, cellular component: chromatin; nucleoplasm. The record is from RefSeq and is a predicted model, not a curated record.